This is a messenger RNA of Orbilia oligospora ATCC 24927, 1395 nucleotides long. RefSeq lists its product as uncharacterized. The transcript has 2 exons. Bases 1 to 1395 code for a protein of 464 amino acids. Lineage: Eukaryota; Fungi; Ascomycota; Orbiliomycetes; Orbiliales; Orbiliaceae. The record is from RefSeq and is a predicted model, not a curated record.
AUGGCUUCAGCGACAUACUGUGACAUGCCCGUCGUAAUUGACGGGUAUGAAGCUGCCAAGGAAAGGCAAAGAUACUUGAUCGAAAAGAUGGAGGCUUUGGACAUGACAUUAUGGUUGGCAAGAAUACCAUCCGACCAGAGGUUCUACUAUCCUGGUAAACUCAUCCGGGACGACGACGACAACAUGGAAACCGAAAUUUUGGACAUCAUGCGUGAGAUUGAAGAUUUACAGGAGAUCGUUGACAUCUACGAAGAUGUCGAUGAGGAUCUCGAGUGGGAAGUUGACGAGGAGGCACUAAGAGAAUUCGAAAGGUUAACAAGAGGAAGGAAAGCCGAACUUACCAUUCCAAUUCCAGAGGGUGCUCUCUCGAGGAAUCCCUCUCCAUGCUCAAGGACUUGGGUUCCAAGGCCUGCCGAGCCCGACUUCGAGAAGCCAUUCAACCCAUUCCGAGAAGAAUACUUCCUCGGACUGGAAGACGCUAUUACCGAUGAAACAGAAUUCAUCACAAUUCCUGGCGCCGCGCCACAUUCUUUGUCCACCAUCUCCCACAAUUCACUCUUUGGAGAUUUGGUCGAUUACGUCAGAGAAUGGAACCCCUUCGAUGUUGGAAGCUCGUGCACUUCCCGAUCCUCCUCCAUGGACUCUACAUUCUCCUUCAAUGAGAUGGUUUCUGAUUCGUCAGUAUCAAGCGAUGCUGGUGAUGACUGCUCUGUCAGAAAGACUUCUGAUGAAAACACCAAGACAACUAUCAUGGAGACAGAGACAAUGACUGUCCCAUUAGUACUUGAUGAUGGUCGCUUCAAUACCGCAGGAUCAAGAAGAUCAUCAGAAGACUCCCAGGGCCCAUGGCCUGAGUACCUCGAGUACGAGAUGGACGUCGAUGAAGAGAUGGACUACGAUGAUUACUAUGAGUACGAGGAGAUGGCACACCAAACUCUCGUCCAUACUACAGCCAAGUACGCAGACCUUGGGUCUAGUCUACUCAACAGCACUUUCGAUAAACUCCCCACCAACCAUAUCAUCUACACUGAGCGUGCACUAUCGGAAUGUUCGACAAUAUCGGAUUCCGAACCCUGCACUCCAACCACUAUCAACCCACAUAUGAUUCACAUCGAACUACCAGCAUACAAGGUCGACUACUACCUUGCAUUCGAAGAUGCGGAAGACCAAUUCAUCAGAACCAAGUUUUUAGAUUCUGCCGUCGAGUUGGAUCAGGCGUUUCCUUCCUUCGAGUCGGUACUAUCGACUUUUGACCCAUCAUUCGAGAAUAAAACAUUCCAGCCAAUGAUGUUCCAGCACAAUGCAUCCAUGGAGACACUCGACCUUGACGACCCAAUGGACGUUCUCGAGGCCCAAAGGUUAGCUGGCUCCUUCGCUAGGAUGUCCUCGCUAUAA